AUGGAUGUUCAAGGCUCGGAAUCUGUCGCUCGUCGUCCUAACCGGCCAAGCUAUGCCGAAGCUGCGGCCAAGUCUCCCAAAGAAAGUGACUCUGACGUGACCCCAGCGGUCUCAGCUGAUGUCAUCUACAAGCUUCUGGGUUUCACAGCUGCCAUGGCAUUUGCUCCCAUUGGCAUGUACUUUUUGACCCUGAAUUCGAUCUUUGGAGGCAAUGCCACAUAUUCUGGAAUCACAGCAGCCGUCACUGCCAACGUGGUCUUAUUUGCCUACAUUUAUGUCGCCUGGAAGGAAGACCAAGGAGAACAACAAGAAGCCCAGUCCAAGAAAAGCCAGUAA
Messenger RNA from Penicillium odoratum, 336 nucleotides. Its product is annotated as vacuolar ATPase assembly integral membrane protein VMA21. NCBI's taxonomy places the organism in Eukaryota, Fungi, Ascomycota, Eurotiomycetes, Eurotiales, Aspergillaceae. Gene Ontology annotation, biological process: vacuolar proton-transporting V-type ATPase complex assembly. The coding region runs from base 1 to 336 and encodes 111 amino acids. The transcript has 3 exons. Gene Ontology annotation, cellular component: endoplasmic reticulum membrane. The record is from RefSeq and is a predicted model, not a curated record.